This is a messenger RNA of Heterotrigona itama, 1041 nucleotides long. NCBI's taxonomy places the organism in Eukaryota, Metazoa, Arthropoda, Insecta, Hymenoptera, Apidae. The record is from the annotation of a GenBank genome assembly.
AUGACAAUCGCGGAGAACGCGGCGGAGUCGAAGAGGAACUCGAUGGUAGUUCCUAACGCGAAUGACGUGGUCCUUGAUCGACAUCCUCUGACCGAGGAGCCGCAACGAGGUCCAGAAGAGACCUCGAAUUCAAGCACGGAGGACAACCCGCUUUUAGUGGCCGAUCGGAAGAAUUCGUCGGUGAAAAUUGACAUGUCGAUCACGAAGUCGAAGAAGACGGACAAGGAAGAGGACAAUCAGUUGUCGAUGGUCACCGUGAGGAAGAAUGUUGACGAUCGAGACGCGAUCGUCCCACCGGAUGGUGGCCUGAGAGCAUGGAUGAUCAUGAUUGGCAGUUUCGUUAUCAACGGUGUUCUGUUUAGUGUCAUAAAUACAUACUCAUUGAUCUACAUCGAGUUGCAGAAGAGUUUGCUAGAAUCUGGAGAAACGGCGGCAUCCUCGAAGGCGGAAACUGUGGAAAGCGGUCGUGCCUUUGUUUCAGCCUUGGUAGGGUCGUUAACCAUCGGCACAACGUUCUUUUUAUCACCGAUUUCUGGCAUUCUCACCGAUAAAAUUGGCAUUCAGAUGACCACAUUUUUGGGCGGUGCUGUCGCGUCCAGCGGUAUGCUUCUAUCCUCACUAUUUUCUAGCCAGGUGUCAUUACUAUAUUUGACCUAUGGAGUGAUGUACGGACUUGGUGCUAGUCUUGCCUACACGCCGAGUCUAGCAAUCCUGGGCCAUUACUUUAAAAGAUACUUGGGCUUGGUCAAUGGCAUCGUCACGGCUGGAAGCUCCAUAUUUACCACUCUCAUGCCGUAUUUGAUGCAAGCCAUACUCCGCCGUUUCGGCCUCGACGGCAUGUUGAGAUUCUUGGCUAUGCUCACCGCGAUUAUCAUGGCUUGCGCUAUCCUUUUCAAGCCAAUUCCACUUACCCCGGUGUCGCAGCAGCGAUUGAAGUCCAAGUCGAGCUUCAAAACCUGCCUGAAACAAGUGAUAAACGUCUCGAUUUGGAGGAGGAAACGAUACGUGGUGUGGGCUAGCUCGAUUCCUCUCGCUUUGUUC